AAUAAGCUGUCAAACACGUCAAACAGCCAAAACAUUCAGAUUGCCUUUCAAUACAGGCAGCCUUCGCAGCAUAUUUUCCUGGAAAAGUUAGUGAGUUUAGUGAGAAUUUUAAGCUACAACAUUCAACCAUGGUAGACGAAAGCACCAGAAAAACGCUGAGCAGCAUUCCACUCCUGCAAACAAAAGCAGGCCCUCGGGACAAGGAGCUCUGGGUCCAGCGACUGAAAGAAGAGUACCAAGCACUGAUCAAGUACGUGCAAAACAAUAAAUCGUCCGAUUCGGAUUGGUUCCGGCUGGAGUCGAACAAGGAGGGCACCAAGUGGUUCGGCAAGUGUUGGUACGUCCACAACCUGCUCAAGUACGAAUUCGACGUCGAGUUUGACAUUCCAGUGACCUAUCCAGCGACGGCGCCGGAAAUUGCACUACCGGAACUAGAUGGCAAAACCGCUAAGAUGUAUCGAGGUGGGAAAAUCUGCCUAACGGACCAUUUUAAACCGCUGUGGUCACGGAAUGUGCCCAAAUUUGGAAUAGCACAUGCAAUGGCCCUUGGGCUCGCACCUUGGCUGGCGGUUGAAAUACCGGAUUUGAUAGAGAAAGGAGUUGUCGCUUACAAGGAAAAGGGAGAAACUUCCAGUUAAAUAUGACGUUAUUAUGUGUUUUGCGAUGCUGUAUUUUUUUGUUCAAAAUGCGUAUGCUGAAAAGAAUGUACUCAUGUUUUGCCCAAAA
Molecule: messenger RNA, 726 nt
Organism: Aedes aegypti (yellow fever mosquito)
Lineage: Eukaryota; Metazoa; Arthropoda; Insecta; Diptera; Culicidae
Gene: Ufc1
Product: ubiquitin-fold modifier-conjugating enzyme 1
Exons: 4
Coding region: 129-638 (169 amino acids)
Biological process (GO): protein K69-linked ufmylation
Cellular component (GO): cytoplasm
Molecular function (GO): UFM1 conjugating enzyme activity
Source: RefSeq, a predicted model, not a curated record